Amoebophrya sp. A25 is the source of this 1638-nucleotide messenger RNA. The record is from the annotation of a GenBank genome assembly. Lineage: Eukaryota; Dinophyceae; Syndiniales; Amoebophryaceae.
CCAGGAUCACUCGAACAGUUUGGUUUUCAACAAUAUCGGACCUAACGAGCCAGCAGUCGCAGUUGCCGCCACGGGCAACGCAACUGCCGGAACCGCUGCGGAUGUCACCGUGCGGACUUUUCGGAAUGAUUUGACCAACUUGUUUCCCAUGACAGGCACGCUCCCACUGGGUGGAAACAAGACUAUCACCGCUUUCACGUUCUCAAAUUAAGGCAUGCUGCUGCGUGAAUUCAUUGUUUGUCUUACAGAGUAUUGCGCUUUCUCGGUCGCUAGCGCUAGUGUCUAGCGCUUCUUGGUAUCUUUCUCCUGAGACCACCGUGCUUUGUUUAGCUGUAAUGAAACGAAUCUGAGCCAACCGAGAGUUCAUGAAGAUCUAAUCCAACGUGGAGAUCCCAAAGGCGGGGAAUGUUUGGGGUGCGAGACUCGUGCUUUGUGCCGCAGAUCUUCUUGCGAAUCUCAGGUUCGGUCAAAUCGGGUGUACAGGAAGUACGGACUUGGUGUCGCCAAAAGCAACGGUAGAGAUGGACAUCUUCGCAGUUGCGGCGUCUGUCACCAUCAACGACCUAUCACUAGCGAGUGACAGCUGCUACCUGCACAACCUGCUGCGUGGUUCCAAGAAAGUGACGAUGAGUGUCACCGGAAGCUCGUGGCGGCAAAGUGCGGUUUUUCAUCAGGCCUCAGGGAGCACAUCGCCCUUUCCAAGUCGACGCGACGCUUCAGCAGACUGUCAACAGUAGUUCUUCUAUAUAAUGUAGAUCUUCUACGAACAACAGCUAAAUGAUGAUUAUUUUUCGGAAGGCAUGGAAACAAACAUACGGAUCUGAUCUGAAUUUAGUUGUAGAUCAUGGUGGUUGUUAGCUAGUAGUUGGUUUAGUUCGGUCAGCCUCAGCCUUUCUUACCAUACUGCAGGUUUUCGGUUGAUAUAAAGUCGGUGGUAGAAGAGAUCACAUCAGAUGCCAGCUGGAGUUGGGGGUCUUCGUUGACAAUCUUGAUUGCUGAAAAGGGGAUGUAUGAGAAUUUCUCAUGUACAGCAGCAGCCAUGGCUGAAGAAGUUGUCACCGGUGCGCAGUUGGUUACCGCGUUGCAGAAAGCCUCAACUUCGCCGUGUGAUACCAUCGAAGACAUCAAAAAUUAAGGGUAGAAUGAACCAAAUGGACGUGUGAAGUAAAUGGAUUUAUUAAAUUUCGAUUUCGUUCGCAAAGACGGCAGCUGCAAUUGCUAAAAAUCCGAAGGCUAUGUAAAGCAGCUUCACAUCCCCUGCGACUCUUCUUGUCCUUUCUAGCUAGAGUAAAACAUCUAAGAUUGUAAGCUAAAUGCGCACUUUCCGCUUUGGGUUCAUCCCUUCGAGGAUGCUAGUAAUCCGGACGGACAGCUGGCAAUGCUCCAGGUAGACUGGUGCUUAAACGCACAGUGCACGAGUCCACACUUCUAUGGUGCGGGAGCUGACGUCAAAUAUGGGGGUUCGUCAGAAACGGAGACAACUACCGUCCCGAGUGGGCCUUCUGGUGGCGGGGGAAGUUCUCCGGGCGGAGGAGGGAGUCCUCCCGCUCCCGGCGGCAACCCGCGCACACUUUUUGCUGAACGUGGCUCCAGUGCUGUUGCUAGUUCAUCUGCAGCAGAGGAGGAACAGGAUGGUAC